AUGUAUCGCCAGAUACUGGUAGCACCCAAGGACCGGGACUGCCUACGUUUUCUGUGGCGCAGCGACUCUGCAGAAGACGUACAGGAAUGGCGCUUAACCCGCGUAGUGUUUGGGAUGGCUCCAGCUCCUUAUUUGGCGUUGCGUACGAUUCAGAAAGUAAUUCAAGAUUAUGGUACGUCCUUUCCGUUGGCAGCAGAAGCACUGUCACAUGAAACAUAUGUUGACGAUAUUCUCACUGGAGCUGAUACGCUCGAAGAAGCUGUAGAGAAGAAAAAACAAUUAAUAUCGUUAUUGAAGUGCGGUCAAUUUGAGUUGCAUGAAUGGAUGGCAAAUAAUGAAGCUUUAGUAUCAGAAGAGAACACCGAGGGACAACGGUCCAUACUAUCACAUCAGGAUAUCAUUGAUGAAGUGCAUCUGGAAGAGAAAAGCGUUCAAACGACGAAUAUUAUCGUUACACAAGAUCAAGAGAACGAUUUGGAGGUGCGACAUUCUUCACUGACACGGCUUUUGCGAAUUACGGCAUAUUAUCUAAGAUUUAUUAGAGGUAUGAAGGUUGGAUUUUCUCAACCCGAAGUAACAAAGGAACUGCACGCCAAGGAGAUUCAAGAAGCUUUGAAGACAUGGAUCAAGGUUAUUCAAGAGAGAGCAUUUUCUGCGGAGAAAUCAUGUAUCGAAUUAGGGAAACCAAUACCGCCAAGAAGCAGCAUAAUUAGCCUGAACCCCUUCUUAGAUGAAGACGGUUUAUUAAGAGUAGGAGGUAGAUUAAGGAAUUCAACGUUGCCGACGCAGCAGAAGCAUCCAAUAGUUUUGCCACGAAGCGGGCAUAUAAUUACUUUAAUGAUCAGAGAAACACAUGAACAUACUCUACAUGGUGGCGGUACACUUAUAUUGAGCAUCUUGAGAAGGAGAUAUUGGAUAUUGCGAGCACGUAACGCUGUGAGAAGCUGUAUUCGACAGUGCGUCGUAUGUAGGAGAUACCAACACCCUGAAGCAACACAAUUGAUGGGAGACUUACCUGCAGCACGAGUUCAAGGCUCACGUCCGUUCACGCAUACAGGUGUAGAUUAUUGCGGACCAUUUGAUAUUAACCUACGAGACAAGAAUCGGCAAUUAAAAAGGGCGUAUGUUGCAAUAUUCGUGUGCUUUGCAACUAAAGCUGUGCACUUAGAAGUAGUCAUGGAUCUGUCAUUAGAGGCGUUCAUUGGUGCGUUCCGGCGUUUCACAGCAAGGAGAGGACUAUGUACUGAUCUAUAUAGUGAUCGUGGGACAAACUUCGUUGGAGCGGAUCAGCAGUUACAGUAUGAACAUAAAAUUUUCUGCAAACAGAUUCAGCCAGCACUGACCAAAGAGCUUAUGGCAAGAGGAAUUACUUGGCAUUUCAAUCCGCCAUCGGCACCCCACUUUGGUGGUUUAUGGGAAGCUGGAGUCAAAUCGUUUAAAUAUCACCUACGCAGAGUAAUGGGAAGAGCUCUGCUCGGUAUAGAUGAGUUCCAAACUGCGGUAACACAAAUAGAGGGAUGUUUAAAUUCUAGGCCUCUGACACCAAUGUCUGAUAAUCCGGAGGACGUUGACGUCCUGACUCCUGGACAUUUCAUUAUGGCAGGACCUCCAUUAGUACAACCGGAACCAACCUUACUACACUUAUCACCAGGAAGAUUGGCUCGAUGGCAGCUGGUACAGCGCUUGGUUCAAGGAUUUUGGAGAAGAUGGUCAUCAGAAUAUCUAAGUGGCUUACAACAAAAGCAAAAGUGGCGUACGAAGCAGGAGAACAUGAAACUAAAUAAUUUAGUUUUGAUCAAGGAACCAAAUUUACCACCAGCACGAUGGAGGCUCGCGAGCAUCAUCAAUUUGCAUCCUGGAGCAGACGGUUUGGUGCGAGUGCUCACAUUGCAAAUAGCAACGUCGGUAAUUCAGAGACCGAUAGUGCAAGUUUGUCCGUUGUUAGCAGAAUAG
Molecule: messenger RNA, 1953 nt
Organism: Cephus cinctus (wheat stem sawfly)
Lineage: Eukaryota; Metazoa; Arthropoda; Insecta; Hymenoptera; Cephidae
Exons: 1
Coding region: 1-1953 (650 amino acids)
Biological process (GO): DNA integration
Molecular function (GO): nucleic acid binding
Source: RefSeq, a predicted model, not a curated record